UCCGCUCUACGGAAGGCGGAGCAGCAACACAAAACUAACCCGACAGACUCCAAGCUUAGGGAACUGAACACACUCAGACACUCUAUUAGGGACAUAUCUCUGGAAGCGGUGGCACGCUCCAUACAAUGGUCAAAACGGCUCUAUUACGAGAAAGCAAAUAAAACAGACACACUGCUAGCAAGGGUGCUCCGCCCGAGACCACAGGGAAAGGUCAUCACGAAAAUACGCACGGCCACCGGCAUGCUAGUUGAGACCCCUGAGGCCAUUAACGAAGUUUUCACCUCCUAUUUCUCCAACCUCUACAAUCACUCCCCCCACCUACACACCAAUAACACCACCUAUAGGGCCGACAUACAACGAUUCCUUGUAGACCUCACGCUGCCCAAA
Messenger RNA from Pelobates cultripes (western spadefoot toad), 387 nucleotides. Lineage: Eukaryota; Metazoa; Chordata; Amphibia; Anura; Pelobatidae. The record is from the annotation of a GenBank genome assembly.